This is a messenger RNA of Acanthochromis polyacanthus (spiny chromis), 1666 nucleotides long. RefSeq names its product serine protease HTRA2, mitochondrial. Bases 195 to 1514 code for a protein of 439 amino acids. The transcript is spliced from 8 exons. Lineage: Eukaryota; Metazoa; Chordata; Actinopteri; Pomacentridae. Gene Ontology annotation, cellular component: mitochondrion. Gene Ontology annotation, molecular function: protein binding; serine-type endopeptidase activity. The record is from RefSeq and is a predicted model, not a curated record. Gene Ontology annotation, biological process: proteolysis; programmed cell death; positive regulation of apoptotic process.
UUGUCGCUUGCUCUCCUGGCUGUUUGUUUUUCUGACCAAUAAGUAACAGUACACUUAAAGGGGAAUAUUUAUUUAGUUUUUGUGUAUAUAUUUACAGUGUGGCUGUUUCAACUAAUACGGCGUUUCUCUCUGAAUAGAUAUCUGGAUGUAAAGUGUUGUUUGGCGGUUUACAAACUCCUAAGGACUGAUGCAACAUGGCAGCAACUGCUGUCACCAAGUGUUUACUGUCAGCAUUAAGGACUCACACUCGGUGUCAGAGCCGUGGACUUAACUCCGUGGCAGAGAGGACAGUCAGCCGAGUCUCCUCUGUUAUGGUGUGUAACCACCGGGGCGCAGAGGGAGACACACGCCUGGACAGGAGAGCUCCUGCUGGGGACAGAAGAGGCGGUCGGGACAGCAGCGGCUCCCCGGUGGUGAAGUCGGUGUCGGUGGGUUUGGGUCUCUGUGCGGCGGCGCUGCUGGACAGUCACGAAGAGGACAAGAGAGUUUCAGUAUCAGGACGGUUCCUAGAAUUCAUUCUGCCUUCAGCUCACUGUGCUUCGCCCUUUAAACCUGACAGCCCUCGGUAUAAAUACAACUUUAUUGCAGAUGUAGUGGAAAAAUCCACUCCAGCUGUGGUGUACAUCGAGAUCGUUGGCAGACACCCUUUUUCUGGAAGAGAAGUCCCAGUGUCAAAUGGCUCCGGUUUUAUUAUCAGCAGCGAUGGCCUCAUAGUCACCAAUGCCCACGUCGUGGCCAACAAGAGGGGCGUUCGUGUGAAGCUCACCAAUGGAGACAUGUACCACGCCUCAGUGCAGGAUGUUGAUCCUGUGGCAGACAUUGCCACCAUCAAAAUCACAGCACAGAAUCCUUUACCCACGCUCACGCUUGGCCAGUCGUGUGGUGUUCGACAAGGAGAGUUUGUGGUUGCCAUGGGAAGCCCGUUCGCUUUGCGGAAUACAAUCACAUCAGGCAUUGUCAGCUCAGUACAGAGAGGCAGUAAGGAGCUGGGUCUGUCCAAUCCCAACAUGGAGUACAUUCAGACAGACGCAGCCAUCGAUUUUGGAAACUCUGGAGGUCCCCUGAUUAAUUUGGACGGCGAAGUCAUCGGGAUAAACACCAUGAAAGUCACAGCAGGCAUCUCCUUUGCAAUUCCGUCUGAUCGCGUCAAACUUUUUCUCGAUCAAGCAGCGAGAAAAAGGAGUGCCUGGUUUGGCGGAUCAGAGACAAAGCGGCGCUACAUCGGUGUUAUGAUGCUGACGCUGUCACAGAGCAUCAUUACUGAGUUGAAGUUGAGAGACCCGUCCUUUCCAGAUGUGACACACGGCAUCCUGAUUCACAAAGUCAUCAUGGGCUCCCCGGCUGACAGGGCUGGCAUGCUACCAGGAGACAUCGUGGUGGAGAUAAACGGGGUCAAGGUGAACACGUCAGAGGAGAUCUACCAGGCAGUCCGCAGCAGCGACCAAAUCACUAUGGUGGUGCAGAGAGGAAACGAGUUGGUGCGACUGCAAAUGACUCCUGAAUACACAGAGUGACAACAAUCCCACUAUUUGCUAACUUCAUGUUAGCCUGAAGGACAGACGGCCGCAUUGUUGGCUCACAUACACAAGAGAAGGAAACUGUGAACCCGAACAGUGACUGUGGUCAAAUGGAAAUCUGUUUGUCGUUGAGUAAAGAUUUAAUGAAG